AUGAUGGAGAUUGAGAAUCAAACAGACUAGGCAAUCAUAUUUCUUGACCACAGUAAUGUAAACUCCUUUCGUGAGUUAAUAAAGGACUAAAGGAAUGUAAGAAUGCACAUUGAUGAUUACUCUCAAUAUAAGGCCCAGUUUAUUGCUUCUGUUUUGUAAGAAUAAACCCAAAUGGAGCAGUAUGGCCUUUUAAUCGAUGCUCAUUCCUUGGGCUGCGCUGACACAAAGGCUAUUCUAAAGGCAAUAUCUUGCCUUUCCAGGUUGUCAGAGCUUGAUUUACAGCUACUAAAUGUCCGAGAAGAUUCUGAAAUGACAGAAAUUUUAUAAAUAUGUUAAUCACUUUCACUUACAUUAAAAAAACUUCGCUUUCUUUUUUAUCAUAUUGAAAUCAAUUAGCAGGGUUGUGAAGAUCUAAAAAUAGCUUUAUCUUAAUUGCAAAAUGUUAGCAAACUUUGUAUUGAUGUUAGCACUCUCAAAGAAUAGUAUGAUUAGAAUUUAGGAAUAAUUAGGGCAAAAAGCAUAGGUGAAGGACUGAGCACAUUAAAUAGUCUAGAAUCUUUAGAGCUGUCUAUAGCGGGGACUAACAUCGGUUCGAAAGGUGGAGAACUUUUAGAAUAGAAUUUAGUCAAAAUCCUGCUACAGAACUAGAAUCUAAAGAAACUUAAGAUUAAUGUUCACUCUAAUUAAUUAGGUGAUAUUCCAAUAGCUAAAAUAACGAAAUCAAUAGCGGAAAAUGCAAGACGUCUAACCUAACUUUAUUUAAAUUUUUCAAUAAAUAAUUUGACCAAUUAGGGUCUUUUUUAGAUGGGUAAGAUUUUCACUGUUUAUUAGAAACUAAAAUUCUUAGAGCUUGAUCUAAUGAGAAACGAUUUUGAUGAGCAAGGUUUAUCAUAAUUCUUUGGCGCUUUAACAAUAAACUCAUUAGAACGUCUCAAAGUUAGCAUAUCGAGAGUAAAAUUCAACUUAGAUGUCGUUUAACAGGUAAGAAAUCUAAUUUCAAACAAUCGUAGUCUCAGUAUUUUAGAUAUUUAACUUUCUAAUUGUACUAUGGACAAUCAAUCUUAAUUAUUCUUAGCUAAGAUUGUGAUAGAAAAUUCAUUUUAAAUUAGAAAAUUUAUUUUAUCAGGAAUCCAACUUCAGUUUUGGUACCAAUAUUUGCGUCCAUGUAUUGAAUAGUGCUUACACUAGAUUAAUGACCUUGCAAAUGUAGGUCUUUUUUUCUCUUUUCUUUGUUCCCCUGAAAUGCACUACCACCCCAACUUUAUCUUUUGUGAUCUAUACUUAUGA
Messenger RNA from Tetrahymena thermophila SB210, 1287 nucleotides. RefSeq lists its product as hypothetical. NCBI's taxonomy places the organism in Eukaryota, Ciliophora, Oligohymenophorea, Hymenostomatida, Tetrahymenidae. The transcript is spliced from 2 exons. The record is from RefSeq and is a predicted model, not a curated record.